Messenger RNA from Aspergillus saccharolyticus JOP 1030-1, 1182 nucleotides. RefSeq names its product WD40 repeat domain-containing protein. Gene Ontology annotation, biological process: ubiquitin recycling; proteasome-mediated ubiquitin-dependent protein catabolic process. The record is from RefSeq and is a predicted model, not a curated record. The transcript has 4 exons. Gene Ontology annotation, molecular function: ubiquitin binding. Bases 1 to 1128 code for a protein of 375 amino acids. Gene Ontology annotation, cellular component: cytoplasm; nucleus. NCBI's taxonomy places the organism in Eukaryota, Fungi, Ascomycota, Eurotiomycetes, Eurotiales, Aspergillaceae.
AUGGCCCAAUCCAGUCAUCGCGAUGACUUCUUUCAGACCACAGCGUCUCUCGAUGAGCAAAAACGCAAGACUGCCAAAUCGCAAAAUAACAAUGGAAACCCAAUUCGCCUCCAGAGCAAGAUCCUGGCCGUCGUAGCCGAUCCGCUCAACACACAAGCCGUCUUCGUGGCCCAGAGUGGUGGAACGGUGCGCAAGGUCAAUCUUGAAACCGGAGACACCGCCGCCAUCUACAAGGGCCCUACGGCACCGAUUACGAGCUUAUGCUUCUCGCCUAAUAACCGGUUAUUGUUCGCCGGGUGCUGGGAUAAAACCGUUUGGAGCUGGGAUGUGGCUACAAAAGAGCCCAAGCUGCGAUAUGAAGGCCAUACUGACUUUGUACGCUCCGUCAUCAGCACGCGGCUACGUGGACAAGAUGUGUUGGUCUCCGGCGGUGCCGAUGCGCAGAUCCUAGUUUUUGACAUUGCCACGGGGCAAAGACUGGCUGUGAUCAAAGGCCACGCCAAGGGCAUUCAAGAUCUGGCCCUUGAUCCCAUCUCGCUGGAUCUAGACAGCCCAGAGCUGAUUGUGUUCAGUGCGGGGAGCGACCGGGAGAUCCGUCAAUUUGACAUCUCUACUGGUAGCCAGGAUCAGACUGGCACCUCCGCCAUUCUGGCCCACGAGACCAACGUCCACAAGCUGUUCUUUGACCAAGACGCCGAUUUGUGGACUGCUUCCGCCGAUAAGACGACGAAGUGCUUGAGUCGAGACGAUGGCUGGAAGCCUAAUACGACGCUGGAUCACCCUGACUACGUGCGUGAUGUGGCGGUCUACGAACAAGGAGGUUGGGUAAUCACAGCAUGCCGUGAUGAAGAGGUCCGAGUAUGGAAUCGAUCGACCGGUCAGCUUUACCAUACAUUUUCUGGGCAUUACGAAGAGGUAACUGGGCUAGCCAUAGUGGGUACCACAGUUGUUAGUGUCGGGAUUGACGCUACCAUCCGACAAUGGUCACUGAAGCCCGAUGAGCUGCAGACAGCAGUAGCCAUGGCACGCAAGACCUCGACCGAGGAUGAGGAGCAGCCCACCCAAUCCGGCUCGAUGCUUACCGAAGAGGAGGAGCGGGAGCUGGCAGAGCUUAUGGGCGAGGACUGAGGAAUAGAAAAUGACCGUCACGACUACACAAUGCAGCGAUACGAUUUAAAUAGC